Messenger RNA from Annulohypoxylon maeteangense, 2318 nucleotides. Its product is annotated as protein serine/threonine phosphatase 2C. Gene Ontology annotation, molecular function: protein serine/threonine phosphatase activity. Gene Ontology annotation, biological process: protein dephosphorylation. The record is from RefSeq and is a predicted model, not a curated record. The coding region runs from base 187 to 2058 and encodes 623 amino acids. Lineage: Eukaryota; Fungi; Ascomycota; Sordariomycetes; Xylariales; Hypoxylaceae. The transcript is spliced from 3 exons.
CUGGUCACGAACCACAUUCCGGAGCUUACAUAAUCCUCCAAUCUGCAACUCUCGCCUCGAUGCAGGUCCACUUUCUACAACUAGCCAUAUUCCGAAACUUUCUGUUUUCUGGUUCGUUUAGCGACGACGACUUCUAACCUAGACUGCUAGAUUCAAAAUUCUACGCAGACCGCAAACCUGUCCCAAAUGCGUCGCGUACCUGUUAGAGCCCUUCGGACGACCUUUCAAUGCACCGUCCGGGGCCUCACUCGUACUAGUCGUCCGCGACGCAGUAUUAAUUUCCCCCACCAUCAUUUUAAUGCCAGUCUGGGCCUCCGAUCCGCUACCUCAUCCUCCGCUGCUUCUUCGACUACAUCCACAUCUGCCUCCUCAUCCGCAUCCGCAUCCGCGUCCGCGUCGUCAUCUUCUACUUCACACUCCAACAAUGCUGUAAGCGAGCCCUUGCGAUCAUCCAUGUAUAUCCGCCGAUUAUCUGUCGCACUGGUAUCUAGCCUAGUCGGCUACGGCGCCUGGUAUACAUAUAAGGGAGGAAAUUCCCUAGAACAGGUCGGAGCUAAAUCAUACACCACAACACCAACUCAGUUGUCGAAUACCGCCGCUACACCUCGUAAUGUUCUCGUAGUCGGAGCAGACGAACUACACACCGGUACAUUCGUUGGCGAAGGUCCGAUUGCGAAAAGCUUCGACGGAAGUGGAAGAAACGUUCUAGAGAUGCUCACCCCAGAUCAAGCAACCGAGAAGCUGCGAGAAAACGAGGCAUCGUUCUUAGUCAAUCGAGGACAAGGCGUCUUGCGCUAUGAUGUUGUUCAAGUAGCAAGCAACAACCCGAUCGAGGACGACCAUGCCGAGAAGAUUGUCGAGGUUUCUGGACAGGGAGAAGAGACGAACAGUAAGGAUUGGAUGUUCUGGGGUGUUUUUGAUGGUCAUGCUGGUUGGACAACGUCAGCAAAGCUUCGACAAACCUUGAUCAGCUUUGUUGCUCGAGAACUUAACACCACCUACAAGGCUGCUGGAACAUUGGGAACAGUGCCGUCACCAGAGGCCAUUGACACAGCCAUUAAACUAGGAUUUACCCGUCUGGAUCAUGAGAUUGUGCACGAGAGUGUGGAGAAGGUUCUAAAGUCCAACUCCAAACGGGUUGCAGCCGAACUUCUCGGCCCCGCAUUAUCUGGCUCUUGCGCUCUGUUGUCAUUCUACGAUACUAGCACCAAAACAUUACGUGUGGCUUGCACAGGCGACUCUCGAGCUGUCCUCGGCCGUCGUAGUUCAUCUGGGAAAUGGUCGGCAACUCCUCUAUCAGAAGAUCAAACUGGCCGAAACCCUAAUGAGGAGACACGCAUGCGCAAGGCUCAUCCAGGCGAGGAUCGUGUCAUUUACAAUGGGCGAGUUCUUGGAGGCCUUGAACCUACCCGAGCGUUUGGUGACGCUAGCUACAAGUGGAGCAAAGAGAUCUCUGAUCGACUCCGAGCAUCAUUCUUUGGCCGAAGCUCUUCCCCAUAUCUCAAAACCCCUCCUUAUGUAACGGCCGAACCCGUCGUCACCACGACUAACAUCCAACCUGAAAAGGGCGAUUUCCUGGUCAUGGCUACGGACGGGCUCUGGGAGAUGUUGACUAAUGAAGAAGUAGUCGGGCUUGUUGGCAAAUGGAUUGAAUCGCAAGCCACUUCGCCGUCUUCCAAUUCACAGUUAAGCUCUGUGUGGGCCAAACUCUUCGGUCCUGGCCAAGACCUUCCUGUCGAAGCCGGUGGUUCAGCUGGGCCAGAUGGCCAGAAGACUCCGAUUCGACUACGACAAUGGGGCAUCUCGCCUGAUGAGAAGGAACGAUUCGUUGUUAAGGACAAGAAUGUUGCUACCCAUCUCAUCCGCAAUGCGCUCGGGGGUAAGAACGAGGAGCAAGUAUGUGCUUUGCUCACACUUGUUUCUCCGUUUUCGAGACGUUACAGGGAUGAUUUGACUGUGCAAGUCAUAUUCUUCGGCGAUAGCCCGAAAACUGGCUCAGUACUAGUCAACGAAGAAGCCUCAAAUGUUCCUCAAUCAACUGUCAAGGCAAAGCUAUGAGUUGCUUGAGACACCGGAUCCUUUUAUUAUGCACACCACCAUAAGGGAGAUAUCCUUUACUACACGUGCACGAACUGGCCUUUAAUUGUGGAGGCUACAAGAUAGAGCUUUUCUGCGGCAUGGCGUUUCUGGGUUGCUGAGCAUACCAACGAUUCACAACGAGAGUUUCAUGGAUAAGGGCGAAAUAAAGGUGAGCUCUUAGGUACUUUGGCUUGUACAUAGGUGUGCCUGUACGUCAAUACAGUUUGCAUUUGAAAAAA